Molecule: messenger RNA, 2105 nt
Organism: Pygoscelis adeliae (Adelie penguin)
Lineage: Eukaryota; Metazoa; Chordata; Aves; Sphenisciformes; Spheniscidae
Gene: MYEF2
Product: myelin expression factor 2
Exons: 17
Coding region: 1-1737 (578 amino acids)
Biological process (GO): regulation of mRNA stability involved in response to oxidative stress
Cellular component (GO): nucleus; post-mRNA release spliceosomal complex; cytoplasm
Molecular function (GO): mRNA binding
Source: RefSeq, a predicted model, not a curated record
AUGUCGAAAGGACAUGGGAGCGAUGGAAGAAGCAAUCGGCAGCGCAGCUGCGGGUGUGAAGCUCUGUGCACUAGGGAUAAUGAUGAGACAGCAAAAGAAGAGAAAGCACCUGUGAAAGAGAAGUACGUUGCAAAACCGAAGGCCAUCCCUUCUCUUGGAAACAAGAAUAGAUUCCACCCCUAUUCAAAGGACAAGAAUGCAGGCACUGGAGAGAAGAAGGCUAUUAAUCGUAAUAGAGUUUUUAUUAGCAACAUCCCGUAUGACAUGAAAUGGCAAGCUAUUAAAGAUCUUAUGAGAGAGAAAGUUGGUGAGGUUACAUACGUGGAGCUGUUUAAGGAUGCUGAAGGAAAAUCAAGGGGUUGUGGUGUGGUUGAAUUCAAAGACGAAGAAUUUGUUAAGAAAGCGUUAGAAACUAUGAACAAAUAUGAUCUUAGUGGAAGACCCCUGAAUAUUAAAGAGGAUCCCGAAGGUGAACAUGCUCGUAGGGCAUUACAGCGUGUAGGAGGACAGUUUCCAGGAGGACAUGGACCUGAUGUGGCACCUGGAAUAAUGAAUUUACCACCUUCUAUUCUCAAUAAUCCAAACAUUCCUCCUGAGGUUAUCAGUAACUUGCAGGCAGGCAGGCUUGGGUCCACUAUUUUUGUUGCUAAUCUUGACUUUAAAGUUGGCUGGAAGAAACUGAAGGAGGUGUUCAGCAUUGCUGGAACUGUAAAGCGUGCAGACAUCAAAGAAGAUAAGGAUGGCAAGAGUCGAGGAAUGGGAACGGUUACCUUUGAACAAGCAAUUGAAGCUGUUCAAGCAAUAUCUAUGUUCAAUGGACAAUUCCUGUUUGAUAGACCCAUGCAUGUAAAAAUGGAUGACAAAUCAGUUCCUCAUGAAGAUUUCCGUGUUGCGGACAGCAAAACUUCACAAUUACCUCGUGGUCUUGGUGGCAUUGGUAUGGGACUUGGACCAGGUGGACAGCCCAUCAGUGCAACACAAUUGAGCAUGGGUGGUGGAAUGGGGAGCAUGGGUCCAGGAGGUAUGGGAAUAGAUGGUCCAGGAUUUGGCGGAAUGAAUAGAAUGGGAGGCGGACUUGCUGGAUUUCGGGGAAUGGAAGGAAUGCCUAGUAUGGGAGGAUUUGGAGUCAACCGAAUGGGAGAAAUGUUCCGUGGUGGAAUGGGAGGAAACAUGGACAGAGAUUUUGGUCGUAGUGACAUGGCAUUGAACCGUGGUUUUGGAGAUUCUUUUGGAAGGAUGGGUGGUGCAAUGAUUGGUGUUUUUGCAGGAGGAAUGGGAGCGCCUAGCAUGGGCCCAGUAAGAUCUGGAAUGAGUGGUGGAAUGGGUGGUAUGAACAGUAUGGCUGGAGGAAUGGGAAUGGGGAUGGAUCGGAUGAGUUCUGGUUUUGAUCGAAUGGGACCAGCUAUGGGUGGAGGCCUGGACAGGAACAUCGAUAUCGAUCGAGGAUUUGUGCCCGGCCCAAUGGGAAGUGGCAUGAGAGAGAGAUUAGGCUCUAAAGGCAACCAGAUAUUUGUGAGAAAUCUUCCUUUUGACUUGACCUGGCAGAAACUAAAGGAGAAAUUCAGUCAGUGUGGUCAUGUAAUGUUUGCAGAAAUAAAAAUGGAGAAUGGAAAAUCAAAGGGCUGUGGAACAGUCAGAUUUGACUCACCAGAAUCUGCUGAAAAGGCCUGUAGGAUAAUGAACGGCAUAAAAAUCAGUGGCAGAGAAAUUGAUGUACGCUUGGAUCGCAAUGCAUAAUUUAAAACUGUGUUCAGGAACAUUCCUAUGUCUGUUUAGCUUCUCUAUCCUAGUAAGUCAUUUUUAGUAACAUUGUAUGCUUACAAAAGCUGUAAAAAGGAACUUUUAAAUCCCACCAGCCUUUAACAGUAUAGUGUUUAAUAUACUGUGAUACUUGUUAACUGAAUCUUACUAUGUUUGGUUUUUAAAGACAAUUUGCCUGAUUUUUGUUGUUUUUUUUAGAGGCACUGAGCACCUGCAGGUCCCUGUAGACCGUGGAAGCUUUGGAUGCUCAGCGCCUUUGGAAAAUUAGGCCAAGUGUCUCUAGUCAUUCAGUUUAAAUGAAUGGUUAUACUGUUUUUAAUAAAAUAAGCCAUUUUCUCUGUUAA